AACAAAUUCUAUGCCUGAUAUCUUACCACAAUUAAAAAGAACUUGUGAUCAAUGUCAAGCUAUUAUUCAAGUUUGUGGAGAUCAUAAAUCUUAUUCAACAUGUCCUGGAUGUCUUAAAGUAUUCAAAAUAUGUACUAAAUGUGCUACUAUUGAUCAAAUAUUACAAAAACUAAAAUAAUAAAACACAUAGUUACAGAUUAUAUUUGAAUUUAUGAAGAAUAUUUUCUAUUAAUAUUA
Bombus pyrosoma is the source of this 237-nucleotide messenger RNA. RefSeq lists its product as uncharacterized. The coding region runs from base 11 to 178 and encodes 55 amino acids. Lineage: Eukaryota; Metazoa; Arthropoda; Insecta; Hymenoptera; Apidae. The record is from RefSeq and is a predicted model, not a curated record. The transcript is spliced from 2 exons.